Messenger RNA from Lathyrus sativus (Indian pea), 789 nucleotides. Lineage: Eukaryota; Viridiplantae; Streptophyta; Magnoliopsida; Fabales; Fabaceae. The record is from the annotation of a GenBank genome assembly.
AUGGCAAUCAAUAACUCCUCAAGGACUAAAAUCCUUUUCAUCGCCAUCAUUUCCUUCCUAAUUUUGUCACAGGAUGUAAACUCAGCUUCAUUCACAAUCUCUGAAUUUGAGCCUUACCAAAACAACAUUAAACUGGAAGGCAAUGCCUUCAUUUCAAAUGACUCCGUCUAUCUCACAGGUCUCGUCCCAAAAAGCGCUGGUAGAGCCUCUUAUACCGGACCAGUGCAUCUUUGGAAUGCAGAAAACGGUCACCUAGCAGCCUUCACUUCCGUCUUCUCUUUCGUAGUUGCACCAAACGGCCCUGGACUCUUGGGAGACGGAAUCGCAUUCUUCGUUGCACCGUUCAGUUCCCACAUUCCGAAAAAUUCAAGUGGUGGAUUCCUUGGACUAUUCGACUCCAAAACAGCUUUGAAUUCGUACCAAAAUCAAAUUGUUGCGGUUGAAUUUGAUUCCUUUGGUGGGAAUCCUUGGGAUCCUGUUUAUUCUCAUAUCGGCAUUGAUGUGAACUCUAUUGCUUCUGUAACAACAGCUUCGUGGAACACUAGUGUUGCGAAGGGUUUCAUUGCAAUUGCUGUUGUAAAUUAUGAACCUGUGACGAAAAAUUUAAGCGUUGUUGUAACAUCACCCGGAAGCUAUGGUGCGAAUGGAAUUUCAAGUAGUGUGUCUUUUUUGAUUGAUUUGAGGACCGUGUUACCUGAAUGGGUUAGAAUUGGAUUCUCUGGUGCCACUGGACAGUUAGUUGAAUUGCACAAGAUUCUUUCUUGGAGUUUUAAUUCCAGUUUCUACUAA